Acanthamoeba castellanii str. Neff is the source of this 657-nucleotide messenger RNA. RefSeq lists its product as uncharacterized. NCBI's taxonomy places the organism in Eukaryota, Discosea, Longamoebia, Acanthamoebidae. The record is from RefSeq and is a predicted model, not a curated record. The coding region runs from base 1 to 657 and encodes 218 amino acids. The transcript has a single exon.
AUGCAUCGCGGCCCGAGAGUGGACAAGAUGCCUCGACGAAGUCGCCCGAUUCGACGUCGAGCGUCAUGCCGGCAGCUUCCAUCCACGAUCGCCGCCAGACGCCCGCAGAAGAUCGGACGCAAGGAGCAGGAGCACGCCAAGAGGAUACGUAAGUAUCGCCAACAGGGUGUGCAGCGUCAGCACGAACCCAAUCAUGCUGACCUUCUUGAUUGGGCUUUUGUUGAUCAGCAGAUUAACCGACCCAGGACUCCCAAUGCCCACCACCUCAGCUCCUUUCAAGUGCAUAGCACUGGCGCUGCUGGUGCUGCCCACGCGUGCCUCAUGGACGCGGGCGACCAUCAGCGCUCCCUUCUCGAACGCGAGCUGAUCGUCGAUCCCUAUGGCACCAACCAGGGCUUGCUCAGCUUGCAGCUGCCCUUCUCUAACGACAACAGCUACAUCAACAACAGCAACAUCGCGGCGCUGCAGACGCAGCUCUGCGCCACUUCCUCACCUUCAUCAUCAUCUUCUUCCUCGAUGCCAGCUCUCCUUCUCCAGCGAUUACCGUACCGCCAGCAGGAGCGCGACCAUCGAGCCGAAGCCGAACCGCUGGUCUUCGACGAGAACUGGGUGUGGCCGGAGGACCUCACCACCUCCACUUUUGUCUGUAACGCGUAA